Schistocerca serialis cubense is the source of this 399-nucleotide messenger RNA. RefSeq lists its product as uncharacterized. The record is from RefSeq and is a predicted model, not a curated record. Bases 1 to 399 code for a protein of 132 amino acids. The transcript is spliced from 3 exons. Lineage: Eukaryota; Metazoa; Arthropoda; Insecta; Orthoptera; Acrididae.
AUGGGGAGAUGUAAAGACAGCUCAGAAGAUGAGAAAGACAAUGUCAACCUGCUGCAGUGUGUUGUGUCACACAAUGUCCUCAGUAAUAACUCAUUGCAGCCUUUGCUUCAGGACCAUCAUCUAACAACAGCUCAACCAGCAUUGAACAAUAAACCAACAGAGAUUUUUGUUGGAAUAGUAAAUUUUUUAAACUGUAUGAAACUCUACAGGUAUUUUUCAGCAGGAAAACAAGUUAUUGAAGCACCACAUGAAAUUUUCCUUUCAAUAGCAAAAAAAAGUUAUGCGUCCAUAGCAACAACGCCAAAGAUGAAUGUUCUAGCAGAGGCACUGAUUCUAAACGAAAUUUCCAACACCCCCACCCCACUAGGUGAGACACCUCUCAGUACUUUAGCUCCAUAG